ACAAACCCCUGCUAUCUGCGCACCUCGACGUUUAUCUCCUAGCACAUAUUUCAAGACGCUCCCUUAGCGAAGUACGUACCCGACAGCUGCAUCUUCAGACUCUCAUCUGCCUUAUCGAUCAAAACCGUCGAUUAAAUCUUAGUUAUUCAGAUGUUUCUCCCUCUGCAGGGGUAAAAAAUAAAGUUUAAAAAGCCAAAGAAGCUACAAGCCCAUCUUUUUCGUUUCUUGUAGGCCCCUAAAAACUGUAAGAGGAAGUGACGCAACCUACGCGACCGAACACCGGAAAAGAAUUUUGUUGUCCAUUAUUAAACAUAAAACUGAAAGUUAAAAAUGUAAGUAUCUAUUAAUAAAACGCUCUAUACGGCAUUUUUAACCUUAAUACAAAUAAUGUGCACUUUGCGGGAGUUUGACUCACAAAUCUGUUUGUAUAUUAUGAUUCCGCGUUAAUAAUCAAACUCCGGGUAAGACUUAAUCGACCAACUAGAAUCGGCGUCUGUUUGCGGUUCACACAUGUCAAGCUAAUCUGCCAGUUAGCACUGUUACACUCCCCGUUGGGCGGAUUAGGAUUAUUUUGACCAACUCUUAAUUUUUUAUAAUCAAGUAAAAUCAUUUAGGUCCACACCUAAAAUUCUGCACUAUUCCAACCAAGGUGGGGGGUGAGUUUUCCCUGUUUUCUUGCAGGAAGAUAAGCUAAGUCAUGUUAGCCUCGGUAACUUCACGCCAACUUUAACAUUCAGACUGCUUUGUUGUCUCAUAGCUCUAUAUAUUGUGCAUUUAGCUAUUAAAAACUUAACCCUAUAUAUUGUUAAACCAGCUGUUUAACAGCACAGUUGGUUCGUUUUUGCCCGGAAACGAGCAUUUAGCUUUACCUAGCUUUCUACUGCUAUGAAUCCCAUUAUAAUGUAAUACAACCUACUAUAACAGCUUUAUUGUGAAAUUUUUUACUUUAAUGAAGCUUUUAGUUUUUCCGUUUCGUUAGACAGGUCUUAAAAUUGGUUGUUGGAGCUGUGGUGGAAGAUUGUUUGGUACUCGAUUGUACUAUAUCGAAAGUGUACCUAAUAUUCUGCCCUCUUUAGUUGUUUUCUAAUAAGAAAGGACAAAAUAAUAGGAACACGUUUUAUUUCACCACAACUCUCUACAUUUAAACAGAUAAAUUUAAAGUACAAUUGUCACUUUUCUGAUCAGGUAAACAAAAACCUGCAGAUGUAGAAGCUUUGUAGCCCUUUAAUGCCUGAAAUCACAAAUUAUGACCAGAAAAUUCAAUUUAUUUGGAGCUGAAGUGUUUAUUUUAUUUACUAUUGAAAACCAAAAAAUCAAAAUGUCCUUAAAACUUAACAAAUAUUUAUCUUGUUUGAUACAUUAGAUGUUCUCGGAAACUAUUAAACUGAAAGAGGACAUUUUUAUCAUUUAAGUGUUUUUUUUUUAGUCAUUUGUUGAUCAAAUUGAUUUGAUAGAAGUAAAGUAUCAAAUAUGAUACAAAAGGUAUUAAAUGGUUAAAAGUAGAAUUUAUAAUUGAUAAUCUACUCAGAUUUAAAAAGAAUAGGCAUUGUUUUCAUAUCCCAGCUGAAUAAAAUAGCUUUAUGACAAUGUUACAAGAAAUUAGUGGCUGAUGAUUUGUUGUAGGGCUGGGCGAUAUGGGAAAAGUUUAUCAUGAUAUAUAUAUAUAUUUUUUUCAUAUCAGUCGAUAUUGAUAAAUAUCACAAACUAUUGAAAAGCAUAUUGGCCAUGUUUUAUAUUGAUAUUGAGGGAAAUUAAUUCUCCAUAUAUAUCGUUAUCGUAUUAUUGCCCAGCGCUAAUUUGUCGUCAUUCUUCUACAGAGGUACAUGUCUUUUUUCCUGUCUCUCUCUCUCUCUCUCCUUCUGCAGGUUCCCCCCUUGUUCACCUCCAUCACAUACAUGAUUAAUUCUUGAUACUCGAACCAUGAAGGUGAACAAAACCGCACAGGCCAAAAGCCAGGCCAGAUCCCAGAAGUGGAAGGAUGUACGAGGCAAACGCAGCAGGCCUCCCAUUAACUCCUCAGACCUCAACUCCAGUCCUGUCAUGGCCAGGGUGAUCCAGGAGCACCAGGCGACUGUGAAAAAGAAACCAUCUGUGAAGAGACUGAAGAAUAAGGCGAAGUCUGUGUCCGCCCCCAAGAAAAAAAACAUUCCUCAGUCUGGGUCGAAGAAGUCCCACACUCAGUCUAACGGCAGCUCCAUGUUAACGGUGGACAAUGACUCAGAGGACUCCCAGGACUGGAAAGAGUAUUCCAAGUCCUUUAACAGGAACGGUAUCGAGAGGUCGUGCAUUGUGGGAGAUACUAGACCAGGUAGACUAGAGGGAGAGGCUCUUCAUUACUGUGCGGAGAGAGACGAUCGGAAGAACCACGCUGUGCUGGUCAUGCAGGAGAAUCAGGUAUGCAUCACAUUUAAGCCUCACAUGCCUAUGCUUUUAUUUUGAAACACUCCACAUCUGAUAGAUCUUAAGUAUUAUAGAUUUUUUUAUUCAUGUUUCGUCUGUUCCUGACGUCUGAAUGUAACAUAACUCUCCCGCAGACCCUGUGUUUCCGCGGAAAGUGCUUUUUGACGAGUCUGUACGGCCGGGUGGAGGUGAUGGGGUUCACCAUUGAAGAAGGCCAGCAGUCGUAUCCACUCUUCUCUCCGGCUUCACAUUGUCCACUCACCAUUAGAGCGCUAGAGAGUCCCCCUGACACCAGAGGGGACAGGACGGACGCUUCAGUCAUGCUGAGGAAGUAUCUGUCAUCAGGUAAACACACGCAGAGCUAACUCCUGGAUGUGUUUGUGUAUUUUUCUGCUUUUUCACCUCUCUGAAUGUGUUUUUUUUUCAGUGUCCUGUAAGAAGCUGUUAAAAAGAGUAAAGCCGAGCUCAUCCAUCAUUCUCCUGGAGCCCAUGGAGACGCCGCUCACCCGCUUUCUAUCGAGUUUUACCGAUCUUAGUGAAUUAUUCAGCCCUCCGAUGGUAAGUUAACAGAGCUACUCUCCAUUUAACCCUCAUCACAUUUGUAGAAAUCAUCAUACAUUUAUUAAAAGAGGAACUUGAAUCAUCUGGUUUCUUUGUAGAGUGAACUCAUAUCAGCUGUUCUUGACACGCCACUCAACGGUUUGGGGAUGAUCCCUCUGGUCAGCGCCAUCGAAGGUUUUAAAAUGUCAGAGAGCUACAGAGACGCUCUCAACACGCUGGUGAACGCCUGCACAGGUGAGCAGAAAAUGACACAACCUCAUAAUGACUCAUAAUCUAUUUACUGAAACCAUCAAAUCAAAAGUGAAAAAAGCCAGUUUUUAAAUCUCCUGUGAGGAAAUUUCUGUUUGUUGGUUUUAGACAAACCUCUUUCACCUGGACGUGUGUGAGCGUAUUAUUUCUGAUGAAACCUCACCUUCGUCAGUCGUAACAUGAGUCAUGAAUAUUUCCCGUGGGUUUUCUUGAACGUGUUGUAAAUCGCCUCGUCUGACUGAAUUUUGCUUCCUAAGAAAAAUGACACAUUUUUGUUUCAGGGGACUUUGACGGCUGUGCGGUCAUCCUCGUAUGUGGGACCAAGAAUGUGGGAAAAUCGACAUUUAUCCGCUUCCUCAUCAACACCUUACUAAAUCAGUAAGCUCUCAUCUGUAUAUUUUACAUGAACUCUUUGAUAGUCAGGAUUAGGGCCACUGGGGGAAAAAUGUCCAAUAUAUAUCUGUUUAUUAUUUUGAGAAAUAAGUCAGAUUUCCCAGAAGAAAAAAAAAGAUUUCUAAAUUCUGACUUUUUCCUCAUAAUUCUGACUUUAAUCUCAAAAUUCUGACUUCAGAGAUUAAAGUGAAAAUUCUGACAAAAAAAAUCAUAAUUCAGAAAUCUUAUUUUAAUCUCAGAAAAAUAUUAAUAAUAAUAAAAAUAUAUUUAUUUAUUAUUUUUAGAAAAAAGUCAGAUUUCCCAAAAAAAGAAAAAAGUAAUUCUGGAUUCUGACUUUUUUUCUCAAAAUAAUAAUAAUAAAAAUAUAUAUGUAUUGUACCUUUAUUUACUUUUUUUUCCAGUGGCCCUAAUCCUCUUCCAUUAUUUCCCAGAUUCUUAUAAGUAAUGUUUGUUACACUCAGCUACCUUAUAAUACAUUUCAUCUUCACACAUAACAUAAAAACAGAGGGUUAUUAAUUUCAUUUUUACAUAGUUAAGUAGAACAUAUAAGACACCUAAUAUGCACAUGUGUGUGUUUUUGUGUGUGUAGUACUACCAGUGUAGAUUAUUUGGAAGGAGACCUCGGUCAAACGGAGUUCACACCGGCUGGCUGCCUGUCCCUGUCCACCAUCAGAGAACCACUUCUGGGUUUGUUUUUAUCCUCUUAUUGGUCAAUAUUAACUCUUUAAUGUCCUGUUGGUUAAAACCUCCCAUAGGAGCUUUAAUCUAGGCCUGCUUACAUUGAUUUUUAAUGGUGCUGGUUGUGUGUUGCAAUAAUGAAUGACCCUGGAUUCAUGAAAAUGCUGUUGGAAACACAACAAGCUCACAGAAUCCUUUCAGCUGGUAUCAAUCAGUGUGUUUAGUGUUAAAGGAAUAGUUCAACAUUUUAAGAAAUCGCUUCCAUACCAAGAAACGCGUCUUUCUUUGCUUAUUUUGCCAAACAAAAUGUAUAAAAUCAUGAAGUUUUUUGAACUUGCAUUAAAAUAGAAAUAUAAAGUGAUUUUGGAGCCAUGUGUCAGACUGUUUGGACACUGAAUUCCAGUGUUAUCUAUCUGUUUGUGUGAAUGAGUCGACUGCUCUUUUCCAGGUCCUCCUUUCACACAUCAGAACUCACCAGAACACAUGAUCUACUAUGGUCAAACGUCAUGUGAGUCAGACUUAGACCGCUUCCUGGAAUCCAUGAAGUCCCUCUGGCAUAGACGCUCCCCGAGCAGAGAGACCCCUGUCAUUAUCAACACCAUGGGCUGGGUCAAAGGUCAGCUCUCUGUAACAUCAGUGACGUAAUGUGGAGGGCAGUAGAAGCAGUUGUGAAAAUGCUUUAAAUUUGGAUCUGCUUUUGCGGUCUGCAGGGUUCGGAUUUCAGCUCCUGGUGGACUUGAUCCGCUUCUUUCCCGUCUCGCAUGUGGUCCAGCUGAGUCACGGCGGCACCACUCAGUGUCCCCUCCUCACUCCAGACUUCCUGAAGACGGCGCACGGCUGUCAGACGCACCCGCCCGCUCCGACCGCCCUGGAUGAGUUUACAGACAUCCACACUCCCCCCAGAAGCUACACCCACCUGAACGUACAAUCAGAGUUUCAAGGGGUGGGGCGCCAAGGGACCGCGUGAGUGCGCCUCCGUCCGCCUGUGUCAUCAUUCGUGUCGACAAGCUUUAAUUUUUACACCUGCCUUUGUUGCAUUUCACAGGAAGCACCAGCGCACGAAUGAGCACAGAGAGCUGUCAUUGCUCGCCUAUCUGAGUCAGCUGCAGUCUGCUGAUCCUGGACCAGUUCGACCUCUACACAGCCUCACCCCCUACCAGGUAGAUGAUGCUGCAGCUGUGUCAAUGUUAGAGCAUCUGUUUGUUUAAGGGGUCAAAGUUUGCAAGGUCAGCUCCUUAACCUUUCUAUUCCAGGUGCCUCACACGGCGUUGGCUUUGGGCGCCAUCCACUGUGAGAUUUCGCCCAGUCACAUGUUGUAUGCCGCCAACGCCAGUCUGGUCGGGCUCUGCUGCCUGGGAGAGAAAGUGACGAGCAGAGGAGGACCGGUCAUGCUUUCUCAGGCGCCAAUCUGCCCGUGUGUGGGUUUCGGUGAGUUUCCUGUCCCACCAUUGAAUGAAUAAUUAAAUAAACACACCGAACAGUUAUAACGUUAUAGAUAGAGAUGGGAAUUGAUAAGAUUUUAUUGAUAUCGAUUCAAUUCUUUAACGAUUCUCUUAUCAAUGCCUUUCUUUGAUAUAUAAAAAGAAGUAGACUAUAGAUUUUCACCGUUAACUCAAAAUUUUAUUGGGUCUCUGAUAACAGGAAAAGAUGUUUGCCACCUUCAGUGAGAGUCUAAAAUGAUCAAACAAUAAUGCUUUUUGUACAGCAUUUCUAGAAUGCAUAGUCCAAAUGUUAACACAGGACAUAUGACACUACUGUGUAGGGUGGACUUGUGUGGAAAAUUUUGAGGGUUUUUGUGUCGGGUCGAGUGUUUUUUAUGUGCUUCUAACUCAGUUAAACGCAUAUUUUGGAUUCCCAAAGACAGUGCAUACGUGCGUUGCGUCAGAGGGGCAGAGCUGCAGAGAGCACUGAUGCUCUGCACUGUUUUAUAAUGAAUAAAUACACGUUCUGGACAUUUGAAGGAUUUUAUAAACUCCCUCGAACAGCCCCCCAAAAGAGGACAUGUCCGGAUAAAAUAGGACGUAUGGUCACCCUAACAUCGGUACCUUCCAUGCCGUGCUGAGACCGAGCUCCGGCGGAGAUUACGAAUACAUGUGACUCCUUCUAUUUGAUGCCGUGCCCCGUUGAUGAAGUUUAAGCAUGUUGCUGGUGUUUCCACGUUUGCAUGUUAUCACUGCUCGAUAAACGUUGCUCUGUUGUCGUCUUUCUUACUAAAAUGAAAUCACACUUUAGCUCGAUUCUACCCAUUUUUGGUACCGUCUGCCAUGUUUUUUUUCUCUGUCUUUGUUCUCGUUUGACUGGCUCUUGCAAGACCGUUUUUCAAGGCACCCAGAAAAAAGGAAUCGUUAAGAUAAAAUGUAAAUGAUGUCGUUGGAUUGAACCAAUUUGAACCGGUUCUCAACAAGAACCGGUUCUUGAUUCCCAUCCCUAAUUCUAACCACUGACAGGUUGAGUGAUUAUCCCUCUGUGAUUUGGUUAUUCGUUUUUCCCGUGUGACCCAGGUGUGCUUCGAGGUAUCGACAUGGAGCGAGGUCUGUACUUCCUGCUGACGCCUGUUGACCCCUCGGUCCUUUGUAAGGUCAACUGUCUCCUCCUGGGGGCGAUAUCGCUCCCUUCCUGCAUCCUCACAACACAGGUCAGGAGGCGGAUUUGUUCUUCCACACAGAAUUUCAUCAAAACACGAAUAAACAUAAAAACAAACUUCCCCUCUUGUUUCUGUUCCAGCCCGGCUCUGAAGGCGAGACGCCCUACGUCACCACGGAUUACAGUUUCGAUCUGACCGGAGCAGGAAAGCUGCGAGUCUUCAAGGGACUGAUGAGACCCAGUCAGAUGGGGGUGUAAUUAGCACUGGUUAGUCGCCCCUUACCCAUCUUCACUGGCGUCUCGUGCCAUAACCAGUCCCUGCAGAACUGGGAUUGAGCCAGACAGUUUUUUAUUCCCCAUAUUAGACCUACAGCGAGUAUCACAGACUCUUCAGGAGGACUUUUGUGUUUCUGAACUUGCUCAUCACGUCUUACAAACCUCUGUAGAUCUGACAGCGCCCUGAAGGACUCUCUGUUUUCAGUCACAUGACUCACUUUGAAGUUAAAACCUUUUAUUUCACGUGUUUUCUCCUGCAAAAACAACAAAAAAAACUUUCACAGACUUUGACUUCGGUGCUUUUCUUCAGUGUAGAUAUUUGUUCAAGUUUCCCGGUCAUACAUCCAUGAGGAUUUCAACCAGUCAGUCACCAUUGAAAAAUGUCAGUACAGUGUUAACGGUGUAGUCUCUGAGUAAGAAGGUGUUUUGUCCUGCUGUGACAGUUGUAUUUUUGGAUAAAAUGCUUCCUGCCAAGAUGUUUGAAGUCUUUAUACUUAAUUCAUCCAAGAAUCAAACGAGGAAAGUUGUGAAUUAAGAAAAAUAAGAGCACUUAUUGACAGUAUUUUACUUCUACGUCAUUUAAAGGUGGGGUAGUCAGGAUCUGAGGAAGUUCCAGUUUUUAGGAGAAAUCUUGACUGUAAACUCUACCCUUCCCAACCAGUUUUCCCCUCAGCUCCUCCUCUCCUCUCAAGCCCCGCCCACAAACAGACGCUCCUGCUCGCUCGUAUCGUUCCAAUUGAAUUCAGAUAUAAUGCAGAUAAAUACUUCAGAUCAUUGCAAAUGGGGCCCAGUCAAGGUGAAAGUCAAAAGCAUCGGUGCUACUGUAGAUGCCAACAGACUACCAGCAAACACAAUGUUUGCAGGACUUCUACAACUAGGAUAAAGUGACAUAGUCCAGGACCCGAGAUCAACAGUUUAGCGAUGGCGCUACAACACGCUACAGCAGGUCUGUUUGAUAAGAAACACUUCUGUUACAGACACUUGUCUUACUUUGUUAAAGCGGUUUACCUGUCCAGCAGAAAGGUUACAGGGUCGAGAAGAGUCCCCCAUCAACCCGGCUUCUUAGCUCUUGUCCGGUCUACCUCCGUUUUAAGCACCCGUUAUUCCGCCAGAGUCUCAAGUAUUUACUUUGUUUUCUUGCUUGUGUUUUCCAUACUUUCUGGUUGGUUUCUACUGUCCAAUAUUGCAGCACGCUAACUUUGUUUGGGCUCGUGAACAUUUUCAGAAGAUGUGGAGCGUGCCUUACAACACGAAGGAGCAGCGUCUACCUUCCAACCAAUCAGGUCGAGGAGACAGAAAAUAGCUUUGUUUACAGUCAGAAAGAGCGGGCCGCUCAAAAAUUUUAAAAUGUCGACUACACAGAGAUAACAAAACACAGCGAUAUCGUUAUAGUACCAAAUGUCAUCAAUAACUACCGUAUUUUUCGCACUAUAAGGCGCACUAAAAAUCAUUUUGGCUUGUUGGAGCACUGCAGCUUCCGUAGCCUCGCAGAGUUAUUGAAUGAGUUAAAUAAAUAAUGCACUUUAUAAUCCGGUGUGCCUUAUUGUGCGAAAAAUAUCGUAAUAGCUAUUGACUGAUAUUAAAAGCUUUUUUGUCUAUACACCACAAAAUAAGACACUUCUUUAACGGAUUCCUGCGUACCCCACCUUGAAUUUAACAUUCCUGCACUUUUGGGUCAGUUUUAGACCUCUAGGGGGCAGCAGAUGUAGGCUAAGAGUUUUAUUAGAGCAGCAGCAGAUCUUCAUGUCCUCCAGGGAAGAGGAAAAAAUGUAUUUAAAGUUUUCACACACCAUGUUUUAGCUUUAGAGGAAAAAGAAGAAACAACUCAAUCCAUGUGAAGACUUCUGCCUGGGGUUUACAUUAUCUUAAGUGGAGGAGCUGGAGGAACAGCAGGUCAUAAACAUCCACUCCAGUGAAGAAUUGCUAAUUUGUUAAGUGGGCUGUUUGAACAUCCCCUCUCUGCCCCCUGCCUGUCUUUGUCCGCUCCCCCGCCUCUUUAUUGAGGGUGGGAGCACACAAACACAACACGGCUACAUUUUGGCAGAGUCAUUGUUUUGGCUUUGUCAGGUCAGAUGUUUUCCCCAGACCUCAUGCAA
Messenger RNA from Xyrichtys novacula (pearly razorfish), 9236 nucleotides. Lineage: Eukaryota; Metazoa; Chordata; Actinopteri; Labriformes; Labridae. The record is from the annotation of a GenBank genome assembly.